AGUACUUAUAAGACCAACCCCAGUUCAAAUUCUCCCACCCAAAUCAAACUUCUCUCUCCCACUCAGAGGUAGAAAGCAAAAUGGAAAUGGAAACUGAACUGUUUGAGACCAGUGAGAUGCUAGCAGUUUUUCUGGCUUCAACUCCUGUGCUCUCUGAGUCAUGGAGGCUCUGCAGCCAUGCGAAUGCUACAGCUCCCGGAGGUUUCAUUGUCAACCAGAUUGGAGACGUGGGUUACAUUGCUUUCUCUGGGAUACAGGUGAUUAGUGGGUUGAAUCCCAACGGGAAUAACUUGGUGCUGUUGAAUGGCACCAGCUCUGGGCUUUCAUUCUCGCCGCGUGAAGUCGAUGACAGUGAAGAGCCACCAAUGGUUCAUUCUGGGUUCCUUCAUAUCUUCCAUUCUAUCUACAACAACCCAUGUUUCCAAAAUCAGAUAUCUAUGCUAAUGCAGAACAGCAAAUCAUUGAUAGUCACAGGCCACUCAGUUGGAGGAGCAACAGCCUCUCUAGCAACCCUUUGGUUGCUCUCUUAUCUGCAGUCUCUCUCCUCUUCCUUUUCAGUCCUCUGCAUCACUUUUGGUUCUCCAUUAUUGGGUAAUGAGUCUCUGUCAAAAACAAUCCUCAGAGAAAGAUGGGGAGGCAAAUUCUGCCAUGUUGUUUUGAAGAAUGAUAUUGUCCCCAGGUUACUCUUUGCUCCACUGGACUCUAUAGCUACACAACUGAAUCAUAUACUACAGUUCUGGCACUUGUCCAUGACACCACAGUAUGGACACCUUGUAUCUGGAUUGUCCAGUGAAGAGAAAACUGAGUUUUAUCAUUACAUAUUGAAUCAUACUGCAGCUUAUGCGGCUCAGAAAGAUGGCUCAAAGAGGUGUUCAUAUUGGCCAUUUGGGAGUUACCUCUUCUUCUCCGGAGAAGGAGCAGUUUGUAUAGAAAAUGCAACAUCUGUUAUCCAAAUGUUGUACUUGAUGUUUACAACAGGUUCAGCAAACUCUUGCAUUGAUGAUCAUCUCAAGUAUGGUGAUGUUGCAGCAAAAGUCUCACAACUUCUUCUGAUGAGAAGAAGCUUCACACAAGGGAUUCUUCCUGAGUCAGGCUAUGAAGCUGGGAUUUCAUUGGCAAUUGAGGCCUCAGGAAUAGCACCCCAGGAUACAGUUGUAAAUCCAGCUAGAGAGUGCCUAAAGAUGGCGAAGCAGAUGGGUCGUAAGCCAAACCUAAAUAGUGCUAGCCUCGCAAUCGGUCUAGCCAAGGUAACGCCUUAUAGAGCUCAAAUUGAGUGGUACAAGGAAACUUGUGACAAUUCUGAGGAUCAAAUGGGCUACUAUGACUCCUUCAAGCUCAGGGGAGCUUCUAAAAAGGACUCUCAAGUUAACAUGAACAGGUUCAAGCUUGCUGUAUUCUGGAAUAAUGUAAUUCGCAUGUUAGAGACCAAUCAGCUCCCCCAUGAUUUUCACAGGAGAGCCAAGUGGGUAAAUGCAUCCCAGUUCUACAAACUACUUGUUGAACCUCUGGAUAUAGCUGAAUAUUACAGGACUGGAAUGCACAAAACUAAAGGCCAUUAUCUGACUCAUGGAAGAGAGAGGAGAUAUGAGAUCUUUGAUAGAUGGUGGAGAGGUAGAGAAGAUGUCAGUGAAGACAAUAACAGCAGGACCAGGUUUGCAAGUCUGACUCAAGAUUCAUGCUUUUGGGCAAGGGUGGAAAUGGCCAAGGAGUGGAUGCAGAAUGCUAAGGGUGAGACUGAUCCACACAAGUUGGCCCCUCUCUGGGAAAGCAUGAACAGGUUUGAAUUGUAUGCUAGUCAGUUGGUUGAGAAAAAGGAGGUCUCUAAGGAUGUUGUGGCAAAGAAUUCAAGCUAUAGUUUGUGGUUGGAAGAAUGGAAAGAGUUCAAAUCACAAUUGUUGCAAAUUCCUGGUAGGUUGUGACCUGGUCCCUAAUGGUCAUUAGGAUUACUGAGGAAGAAGGCAGAGUGGAGACUAAUUCAUCAAGCUUCCUUUUUCAAUGGCCCUCUUAUUUCCAUUUAAAGAAAGCAAAAUAAAAAGCUAGUUAUAGGCAUUUGUUUCCUUUCUUUCUGCCUCUUUCUUAGUUUUCCUUAUUCCAUUGUUUAGGCGGUGUUUGGGAGUGCUUAACCCCAUACCUUAAAAAUUAUCAAGAAGCAGUUGUAAAUGGAUAAGCACAAGUAGAAAAAGCAGACGAA
This is a messenger RNA of Nelumbo nucifera (sacred lotus), 2191 nucleotides long. Its product is annotated as lipase-like PAD4. Gene Ontology annotation, biological process: lipid metabolic process. The record is from RefSeq and is a predicted model, not a curated record. Lineage: Eukaryota; Viridiplantae; Streptophyta; Magnoliopsida; Proteales; Nelumbonaceae.